Drosophila busckii is the source of this 1123-nucleotide messenger RNA. The transcript is spliced from 4 exons. Bases 113 to 982 code for a protein of 289 amino acids. The record is from RefSeq and is a predicted model, not a curated record. Lineage: Eukaryota; Metazoa; Arthropoda; Insecta; Diptera; Drosophilidae.
UUUACAGUUUGUUCUGGCAUUUCAUUAAGCGCAGAUCGUUGUUUUAGCUGCUGCGCUGCUUUUGGCUCUACUUGCGGCACGCUCUGGCGAGUGUUUAAAUUGUUGAUCGAAAAUGCUGCAGAAAUUUGUAAUCCUUGGCAUGCUUUUGAGCAUUUGCUGCUCACGCAUUGCUGCCAACAAUAUGGAUCAUUAUAAUUAUGGCUCCAUGGAUAACAUGAUGACUACUACGGAGCGUCUCAAUUCCGCCGUGCGCUGCGUCAACGUCAAUCCGCAAAACUCUGUCGAUCUGCAGCAGAUAAUGGGACUCUGGUAUGGCAGCGAGAUAAUCAUGCACAGUCAAGAAAUUCCUGGCGUCUAUGACUACGACACUUGUGUUAUCAUACAUCUGACCGAUGUAACCGAUCGCGUGCGCCAGAAUCAGGGCUACAAUGGUCAGGGCUAUAACAACAAUCAUCGCUAUCAAUAUAAUCAAGACAAUCAAAACAUUUAUCGCACCAGCACUAGCCCGCCCACAUAUUUGGAUAGUAAUCAGGAAUUUAGACGUCUGCAGGCGUUACGCACAAAAUAUUUGCGCUUGGUAUGGAGCGAAAGUGAUAAUAAUCUGGAAUAUACAUUCAACUAUACAACGGAUGCGCCUGGCCAAUGGUCGAACAUUGGAGAUCAGCGCGGCUCGCUGGUGAAUCUCAAUACCUACUCACAGUUCUCGGGCACUGUGCAGGUGGUCAAAGCAGUCAAUGAUCAUCUGGUCUUGACCUUCUGCGGCAAUGAUGUCAAGAGCUCUAUAUAUACGCUGGUGCUAACGCGCAAUCGUUUGGGUCUCAGCUCAGAUGAGCUACGCAGCAUACGCAAUAUGCUCUUCCGUCGUGGACUCAGCACGGAAACCAUACGCAAAGUUUGCAAUGGCGCUAGUGGCUUGCAAUUGAGUCUAGCCGGGCUGCUGGGCUUGCUCUUGUUAACCUUUUGGGCAGGCAUUAAGCACUAAGCAGACAACGACAACAAUAGUUGUGCACUAUUGUCGAAUUCCAGCCAUAAUUUAUAUUAAUUUAUGCAUAAUUCUACUUAAGCUCAUACAUUACUUCAGACAGCAGCAAGUGCUGGUAAUAAAGUUUGCUUUGCUAAACUA